This is a messenger RNA of Centropristis striata (black sea bass), 5119 nucleotides long. It is a transcript of the gene tpd52l2b, whose product is annotated as tpd52 like 2b. NCBI's taxonomy places the organism in Eukaryota, Metazoa, Chordata, Actinopteri, Perciformes, Serranidae. The record is from RefSeq and is a predicted model, not a curated record. The coding region runs from base 206 to 958 and encodes 250 amino acids. The transcript is spliced from 10 exons. Gene Ontology annotation, cellular component: cytoplasm.
CCCGGUUAGCUUCACGCAGAGCCCUUUAAGCUGAGCUGGCUGUCGGGCUGUUUUGGGCUUCUGUCGACGACUUUCUCUGAGUGGGAGCAGUCGCUGAGAACCAGGAAGAUUUUUUACUCGCCGCACUGAACCAGUCUGCUAUCCUCAUUUCACACCAGUCGAGUUUAAAAAACGGGAGUUUUAACUCUUUGAAAUCAACGCUGAAAUGGAUCCCGCCAGUCAAGAUAUCAACCUGAACUCUCCUAACAAGGGCCUUGUCGUGGAUAACUCCGACAGCCUGUCCGACGUGCCAGUGGAGGGAGCGGUGGGGAACGUGGGGAACGUAGCCAACCCGCUGCCACCCGGCCUCACAGAAGAGGAGGCUGAGGAGCUCCGCACAGAGCUCACCAAGGUGGAGGAGGAGAUCAACACCCUGCGUCAGGUUUUGUCAGCCAAAGAGAGACACGCCACAGAGCUGAAGAGGAAGCUCGGCCUCAGCCCGCUCAACGAACUCAAGCAGAACCUCACCAAGAGCUGGCAAGACGUCCAGACCUCCAACGCCUAUGUGAGAACCUCUGAGAAACUGGGCGAGUGGAAUAAGAGCGUGGCCAGCUUGGAUCUAUAUCUGUCUGCCUCAGCCACUUUGGAUGACAUUUCCCGCUCUGAAGUAUACAAGAAGACUCAGGAGACUCUUUCCCAGGCGGGACAGAAGACCAGCGCAGCUUUCACCACAGUGGGCACGGUGCUCAGCAAGAGACUUGGCGACAUGAGAGCUCUACCUUUCUCUAAUUCCUUUAGUAGCAACUAUUCCAUUCGCCACUCGAUAAGUAUGCCAGCCAUGAGGAACUCUGCAACCUUCAAGUCAUUUGAGGAUAAAGUGGGGAACCUGAAGUAUAAAGUCGUUGGGCCCAGAGGGAACGGAGAAACCGCCAGCUCCCCGACCGACACCACCCCGACUCAGGAGAACCCGCCUUUCUGAACGCACCCCCCUCCUCCUCCUCUUCCUCCUCGCUGCCACCUCUCCUCACGACCUGAGACUGUACUAUUAUCACCUCACAUCGCAAUGCCAGCCCGAUGACCUUCUGACCCUCCACCUCACCGACUCGCCGCCACUCUCUUUGCUCCAGAAGGUCUGUGUGUCUGCAGACGGGCGGAGGUGAAGGACUCGUGGGUUUUUGAGGUGGGACGAGCGUUCCCAUCGCUGCUGGUCCCGCGGUUCUUCUGCCUCGCUGUCGAGGAAAAGGAAAAUGUUUUUUUGAUGUCUAAACAUGAAUAAUUUACAGAUCAUGUUUCGUUAGACCCUGACCUUAGACUCUGUGUCUCCUGCAGGGAAUUCCUGUUUUACCUGGCUAAAAACGACUAAAAAAAGGCAUUAUUAAGAGGCUCUAAAUGAGGGAUUAAACUUGUUAUUGAGGGUUUGUUAAGGUGCAGCUGCAUCAAAACUCUGCAUGUGCAUUUUUACACCCCAAAAUCAGAGUUUAUCUGCAGGAUGAGGGUGGAGGAGCGUUUUACGGGUGGUUCUACUGCUACGUUUUCUUUUUUCUCACUUCUAUCAUGUUCUUUAAUCAUACAUUCUCACUGUGAGCACCACAGGCUGCACACCUUAAUUCACAGGCUCCACCUGCAGGUUAGUGGUUAGACUGGGCGGGGGGGGGGGGGCAUCUUCAGACCUUCUACUGCUACAUGCAUGUGCAUAUCUCAUCUCAGUUGUACCAUAAAAAACAUGCAAAGAUUUAAAGACGGACCCUACACCAGGAUGUAAAAACAGAAAAAAAUAAACCUUAAACCAUUUUGUAUUACAAACUAUUUUACACUGCUUUGCAUAAUGUUUUUACAUAACUUUUAUCGAUAUGUAUAAAUAUAUAUGAAUAAAUCUAUUGUCACUGAUGCUGCCGGAUGGUGGUGAUCAAGUUGGGAGUUUAAGAAAAAAAAAAGCAGGAGGAGGCGAAAAAAACACAAAAAAAUAAAACGCUGUGGGUCAGUUCCACAGACUGUCUCGUCUGUUUAAAGAAAUUCUGAGGUCCUGAAACUAAAAGUUUGUGGAACUGAUUCAUCAGCAAGCUGCAGGCAGGUGAGGAGAAACGUAAUCAGACUGGUAUUAUCUGACAGACUGGAUCUGAAGCUGCAAGUCAAACUAAAACCUCCAGAGGAAUAAAAAAAGAUUUGAAACCACUUUGACUGUUUCUCUUCACCUGGUGUGAUUGCUGUGGAGGACCGAAGCUGCCAAAAGUAAAAAUAAAAAACAAAAUAAAUAAAUGGCUUGAUAAAUGUUUAAUUUGCCAUAAAAAGUACUAAACUAAUAUUAAAAGUAAAUGUGCAUUAAUUAAAUAAACCCUAACCCUGUUGUAUUAAUUCUCCUAUUUAAAUUUCCCAUUUAUUUAUUUAGAUUACAGCCUUUUUUGCAUAAUGAUGAAAUGAAUACAGAAAAUAACACAAAAAUAAGUUUUGGGAAGAAAUGCAAAGGGAAAAUUCUACAUAAAUAAUUACAUUUAAAAUGAAUAAUUAAUAAAAGCAAAAAUGCAUUAAAAAGACAUUAAAAAGAAAUAAAUUAAAGGGAAACUUUAAUUUAAAAGAAUUGGGGAAAUUAAUACAGAUGCAAAAUAAAUAUUUAAAAGGCAAAUUUAAACAGAAAUAUUAGUUUCUGUCACAUUCUAUCAAUAAACUAAUGCCUAGUUGUAUUGUUAACAUUGUUGGCACAUUAAUUGUCAUUAUUUAGAGUUGUUUAUUUGUGUAUUUCAGCAGCGUUUGUCCUCUGCAGCUGCAGCUUCCUGUUGAUGCUGUGACGACGCUUUGCUGUGUAACCACCUGGUGAAUGUCAACGCUUCUCUAUCGGCCUUACUCACUUUAAUGCUUCACUUGUUGUUAUGAUUUAGCUGGUAGAAAAGAAGAAAUAGUUGUUUUCCUUUCCUUCAUGUUCUCUUGUUUUGUUGUUUAGACUUGUACAGACUGGUUGGAUUGAAGGACGGGGAUGUCGCGUGAUAGAUUUAGAGAACGCGUCAUUAAAAACAUCUCGCUGCCAACAAACCCCUUAAUGCACUCCUGCUAACACACACGCGCACACACACUCAAACUGCAUGAGGCCAAAUUAACACACUUUUUAUAACGACUCACUGUUGUUCUUAUCGUUGUUCACCUGUCGUGAUAAUUAUUAGAAGCUCUUUCAAACUAAAAGGCCUCAGAAACUGAAGGUGACCACGAACCUGAACGCACCGUCACUUUUCUGCUCAACAUGAAAAAUUAAAAGGUUGUUUACCUUUUUCCCUAAAGUUGAAGAUAGAAGAACAACUUUGUACAUAAGCCCAUUUGUGCCAGAAAGAAAAGAGGUUUAAAAUGAGCCUUGUGUUUAAAAAAAAAAAAAAAGUCCUGUAAGUUAUUAAAAUGAGAGACUUUCUCAAAAUGUCUUCUCUCAAAAUAACUGACUAUGGCAAAAAUUAUUAGAAACAUUUUCAAAAAUAAUUACAUAAUAUUGGAAAAUAAUGUGACCUUUUUUUAAAUUAUUAUACAACAUUGCAAAAAUAAUUAGAAUUAGCCAAAAUUAUGAAUAAAUAAUCAAGAGAACAUUUUUCAGAAUAAUUAAAUCGUUCUGCAAGAUAAUGACACUUUACAAUGUUGCAAUAGCAAAGUAAUAAAAAAACACAAAUAGUAACUAAGAAUCUCAAAAUAAUCAAUAUUGCAAAAAAUGGGAAAAUCUUUCAAAAUCACUUUUGCAAUAUUAAGAUAUUGUUUUGAAAAUAUUUCUAAUUAUUUUGCAAUAGUGAAUCAAGAGAACAUUUUCAUAAUAAUUAAAUCGUUCUGCACAAUAACUCCCAAAUAGUAACUAAGUAUGUCAAAAUAAUCCUUUAAUACAGCAAAAAAUAAUGAGAAAUAUUUUUAGAAAUAAUUACUUAAUAUCUCAAAUUGAGGAGAACCUUUUUGAAAGUGAACAGUUUUCUCAAAAUAAUGACUUACUGUUGCCAAAUAAUUAAAGUGCAAAAUGAUGAGAAACUUCUUCAGAAAAAGGACUUGGUGUCUCAACAUGAUAACAGACUUUUCUUAAAACAAUGUGUUAACAUUUUAAAAACAUGUUGCGAUAUGAAGUCAUGAUUUAAGAUCCUAAUCACUUUGGUGGAACAUCGUAUCCGCUGGUUUGACAUAUGUGACACUACUGUUUAUGAAACAUCACAGCAAACGUACUGAAAAUCUUUAGACACUGAAGCUGUUUCAAUGUUGCAAAAAAUGUUUUUUUUCGCCCAUUAAAACUCCGAAACGUUGCUCUUGCACCCUGCAUCGUCGCGUUUUCUGGAGGCAGUAUAGCUAAAAUCGUAAAAUAAUUAAAGCCAAAACUUUCCAGGAGUUGUCGACCAACAGAAAAGCAGAAAAUUAACAAAAAUGAUUUAAAAUCCGCUGGGCUUCAAAGAACAAAAACUGAAAACCAUCAGAAUCUGCUGCCAGUGUGUCAUCAUACGUGUAUUUUCUUGUUUUUGUUUUUGUUUUUGUUUGUGUUGAUCAUUUUGGUAGUUAAUAUAUUAUUCCUGUUAGGUGAAUUGUUGUUUUCUUUUGGCAUUUCUUUCUGUUAGCAGAGGUGGACUUUUAGAGAAGUUAAUGUACAAAAAAUAUUGCCAUCAAUUUAAGAAAAUAACAAAAACAAGAUGCCAAUAUUUAAAUGUCAAAUGUUACAAACGAAAUCUCUCUUUCUGCCUCUGAGACUUUCUGCUUCGCCUAGAUGCACACUACAAGAAAUGUACAACUUGUUUCAUUCAGAAUUAACUUGGAAAAAGUUUAUUUUUCUUGCUCAGAGGUGAUGCUUUUUGCAGGGCAUUGAUCUCACUCUGCACAAGAAAAAUAUAUGUCUAAAUUCUGGAUUUAAUGACUUGUUAAAGUGGACUUUUUCUAAAAGCUGCAGUCAGUUUAGAGGGAGACUAUAAAUAGAAGAAGGAUGUGAUGUAACUUUGUUUUUGGUGCUAAUGGGGAAGUGCAGCACACGACAGACUGGAGGACAGAAGAUACUUAUAGCUUUAUUUAGGUCCGGGCUUAGUUGAUGUAGAAUAUCAAAAGGGAUCAGAUUUGGAAGAUUAUGGUGAAUGAAUAAAGAAACAAAACAUUUUUUUUUUGGGUUUUGUUGUAUAUGUUUGGAUAUCAAUAAAGCAUUCCUUUAAAUGAA